AUGACCGACGACGAACAAGGACAUAUCUUUCGCAUGGUCAAGCGAGGUACCGCAACCUACGUGGAGACUGUCAAAGAAGGCGACGAAAUUCGAUUGUGCUGGAUGCUCCGAGACCAGACAACAGGAUUCCGAGACUUUACAGACGAUGCGUUCGGGCGACGCCGUACGAAUCUACCGCCGGACAUGAGCGAUGUGCCUUUCUUCUUCAAGCUGCCGUGGCCUCGAUUCGAAAGCUUGAGCAAGCUGGCAAAGGAUGUCAAUCCAGUUCCCAAUACUCUGAUCAUGAGCCAGCUUCCAAGCGAAGAACCUAUGGCGACGGACCUGUGCACUCUGCCUGCAGUCAGGCAAUAUCGCAGGAAGUAUGCCACCAUACCAUACGGCGUAGAAGACGUGGCGUUCAGGAUCGAUACUGUGAGCAAUGAGGGUCGUGGAGAUGCGAGGGAUUAUAUGCUGUCUGGACUCAAGCAAAGUAAAGAUGCGGACGAGGUCUACGCUGGUAUGCCAGCUCAAAAGCGCCCUUACACUGGCGAUCCGCGACUUGCGCUGUUGGCGGCGCAGUUCUUCUUGGACGAUCCGGAGAAGGUGCCAUACAUAUUGCGGAACGAGUCUAAUUACGCGCAGGCUGAGUUAGCUGCUAAGGCGAAGGCAGCGGCGUGA
Messenger RNA from Fulvia fulva, 657 nucleotides. RefSeq lists its product as uncharacterized. Lineage: Eukaryota; Fungi; Ascomycota; Dothideomycetes; Mycosphaerellales; Mycosphaerellaceae. The transcript has a single exon. The record is from RefSeq and is a predicted model, not a curated record. The coding region runs from base 1 to 657 and encodes 218 amino acids.